AUGAACCCUCACCAGAAGAACAAGAUUGACAUCUCGUCUCUCACUCCGGAUGAGCAGCGACUCUUCCGCCUCUACGGCAAGCUGCCCUCCAAGUCGGACCACUUCGCCAAGCACCUAAAGGAGCGCAAGUACUUCGACAGCGGCGACUACGCUAUGUCUAAGGCCGGAAAAGGCGACAAGCUGGACACGGGAAGCGUCGGCAGCCAGCACCCCGUCCCUGAGAACAUCCCUCACUUAUCGAGCCCGAGCCAGAGCGCCGGCGGCCUCAAUGGCGGGCCCGGCCACCAGCACCACCCCAGCAUCAGCAGCGGCACCAGUGGUCAUCAAAUCAGUGGUAGCAUUGGUACCUCGGGCAGUCCUGUGAAAGAGAGCAGCUUGUUCAAGAGCGAGUCGAGCACUACUGAUGACGCCGAUGUCGAGAGCGAGGGACAGACGCAACAAGAUACGCCCGGCGCGGAUACCGCUGCUAAGCCCAUUCCUAUCCGAAGAUGA
Xylaria bambusicola is the source of this 492-nucleotide messenger RNA. Its product is annotated as camp-regulated phosphoprotein/endosulfine conserved region-domain-containing protein. The record is from RefSeq and is a predicted model, not a curated record. Lineage: Eukaryota; Fungi; Ascomycota; Sordariomycetes; Xylariales; Xylariaceae. Gene Ontology annotation, cellular component: cytoplasm. The transcript is spliced from 2 exons. The coding region runs from base 1 to 492 and encodes 163 amino acids. Gene Ontology annotation, molecular function: protein phosphatase inhibitor activity.